Molecule: messenger RNA, 3434 nt
Organism: Tripterygium wilfordii
Lineage: Eukaryota; Viridiplantae; Streptophyta; Magnoliopsida; Celastrales; Celastraceae
Exons: 2
Coding region: 329-2725 (798 amino acids)
Source: RefSeq, a predicted model, not a curated record
CAUAGUUUCAUGUCGACGCUCUUUAAUUUUUUCUCUCUUACCGACUCUUCUCUUCUCUCUCUUAUCUGUCUAAACUUUCUCUCUUUGAAAUUUCGUCCCUGGAGAGUUGAAAAGACUAAAUCUUGAAAAACAAAUUAAAAGUUGAAGCGAAAACCCAAAAGCCACAGACAUUAACCUCACUAGAUCGCCAGAACUCGCCAUGAAAAACGGCCGGGACAUCAAAAUCCGGCCACCGGAGGCCGUGGAAUGGAUUUUAACCCCUUAAAAAUCCCAAAAUUGUGAAGAAGACCCGAAACUCGUACUGUGUUUUUUCAGUUAAGUUCUUUCAAUGGCAGCCACUAACGCCACCGCUACGACUACGAACGCGACGGUGGACUCAGCGGCGUCGGCGGACGAGCUGGCGGCGAAAGCAGUACAUAAGAGGUACGAGGGGCUUGUGAUGGUCCGCACGAAGGCGAUAAAGGGGAAAGGCGCUUGGUACUGGGCGCACUUGGAGCCUAUUUUGGUUCAAAACUCCGAUACUGGCCUCCCUAAGGCGGUUAAGCUCCGGUGCUCCUUAUGCGACGCCGUUUUCUCGGCCUCGAAUCCUUCACGGACAGCCUCGGAGCACCUGAAACGAGGGACUUGCCCCAAUUUCAAUUCAUUGCCUAAACCCAUCUCUUCAAUCUCUCCCUCGGGACUCGCUUCACCUUCCCAAACAACGAGUACACCUCACCAUAACCACCGAAAACGACCCUCCUCUUCUGUCGCCGCGAGUUCCGGGAGUGGUGGUGGUGGUGUUUCCUCGUACCAAGCAGCAACUCCUCUGGCGAUCGUGGACCCCACCAGAUUCUGCGGAGAGUUAACGACGUACUCCUCCUCUGCCUCUGCGGCUGUAACUGUUAUGGCGCCACCGCCGCCGCCGCAUCAUCAGCACCAGCAGCAUUUGGUUUUGUCGGGUGGGAAAGAGGAUUUAGGGGCAUUAGCGAUGUUGGAGGACAGUGUAAAGAAGCUCAAGAGUCCGAAAACAUCUCCUGGGCCGGCUUUGAGCAAGACACAGAUAGAUUAUGCGUUAGAUUCUCUCGCUGACUGGGUCUACGAGUGUUGCGGUUCUGUCUCAUUUUCGAGUCUGGAGCAUCCCAAAUUCAGGGUGUUCCUUAAUCAAUUGGGGAUGCCGGCAGUGUCAAGAAGAGAUUUUGCUGGGAAUAGAUUGGACUUGAAGUACGAGGAAGCUAAGGCUGAAUCGGAGGCUAGGAUUCGAGACGCCAUGUUCUUUCAAAUCGCGAGUGAUGGGUGGAAGGAUAAAGCUUAUGAGAGUUCUGGGGAGCUGAAUUUGGUUAGUUUGACUGUGAAUUUGCCCAAUGGAACUAGCUUGUAUAGGAAAGCUGUGCAUGUUGGUAAUUCUGUGCCUUCCAAGUAUGCAGAGGAGAUUUUGUGGGAGGCAAUAACCGGCAUUUGUGGAAAUUCUGUGCAGCAAUGUGUAGGGAUUGUUGCAGACAGGUUUAAGGUUAAGGCGUUGAAGAAUUUAGAGAGUCAGCAUCAUUGGAUGAUUAAUCUAUCUUGCCAGUAUCAGGGUUUCAGUAGUUUGAUCAAGUGUUUUAGCAAAGAGCUUCCUUUGUUCAAGUCUGUUGCUGAUAAUUGUUUUAAGCUCGCUACGUAUGUGAAUAACAAGAAUCAAAUAAGGAAUUGCUUUCAUAAGUAUCAGUUGCAGGAGUAUGGAUAUGCUGGAUUGCUUCGAAUACCCCGUUACUACGACAGAGUUCAUUUUGGGCCCAUAUAUAUAAUGCUUGAAGAUAUACUGAGCUCUGCUCAAGCAUUGCAGUUGGUUGUGCUUGAUGAAUCAUACAAGGUUGUGUCCAUGGAGGACUCAACUGCGAGGGAGGUUGCUGAGAUGAUAAGGGACGCGGGGUUUUGGAAUGAAUUGGAAGCAGUGCAUAGUUUGGUUAGACUGCUCAAGGAUAUGGCUCAAGAGAUUGAGACGGAGAGGCCAUUAAUCGGGCAAUGCCUGCCACUUUGGAAUGAUCUCAGAUCAAAAGUUAAGGAAUGGUGUGCCAAAUUUCACGUGGCGGAAGGACUGGUGGAGAAAGUGAUUGAAACUCGGUUCAGGAAGAAUUACCAUCCUGCUUGGGCUGCUGCAUUUAUACUCGAUCCCCUUUAUUUGUUUCGGGACACUAGCGGGAAGUACCUUCCUCCAUUCAAAUACUUGACACCUGAGCAGGAGAAGGAUGUCGACAAGCUAAUAACCCGACUGGUAUCGAGGGAGGAGGCACACAUUGCUUUGAUGGAACUAAUGAAAUGGAGAACAGAAGGGCUCGAUCCAGUUUACGCAAGAGCUGUACAGAUGAAGGAGAGGGACCCCAUUUCUGGAAAGAUGAAGAUUGCUAAUCCCCAGAGCAGUAGGCUUGUGUGGGAGACUUAUCUUACUGAGUUCAAAUCCUUAGGGAAAGUUGCUGUCAGGCUUAUAUUUCUAAAUGCAACUUCAUGUGGAUUCAAAUGCAAUUCGUCUUUAUUGAGAUGGUUGGGCAGCCAUGGACACUCAAGGGCAGCAAUGGAGAGAGUUCAGAAGUUAAUAUUCAUCGCUGCUCAUUCAAGGAUGGAUAGAAGAGACUUUUCCAGCGAUGACGAUAAGGACGCAGAGCUGUUCGCGCUGGCAAACGGCGAGGAUGAUGUGCUAAACGAGGUUCUUGCUGAUACAUCCUCAGUGACAUUGAUGGCUUCACUUGCUCCCUUGUCUCAAAACCGCUAGAAGUUGUUCUUGGAUUUUUGAGAUCUGAAAAUCUAAUGUCAUGCUGAAUCUUCACAGGCAAUUAGCUGUCUGUUUGGAAAAAAACAAUUCUCUACAGUGCCCUUUCACUUUCAUCUCAAAGUGCAAUUAGUUGUUGCCUCCUCUUCUUCUUCUUCUUUUUUAAUUUUCAUUUGGCAUGUGAGUUUGAUGAUCUCAACAAAGAAGCUUAGGUUGGGAUGGUAAAAUUGAUUGUGAUAACCGGGAGGUCGCAGGUUCAACAUUCGCACCCAGCAGUUUUGGUAUUAUUUCCUUGCAUGUGUUAAAGGACCAUGAGAGGUUCUUCUCCCUGCACAGAUUUCGGCCCGGACUAAACUGUCGCCAACGUGGAGGAGGUUGGGUUAGCUGUCCUCAUGGUACCUCAAAUCAGAAGCAAAAUGAGCUGCCCUUGUAUUGUCAUGUGCCCAUCUUGUGUCACAUGUGCUUUAUUUUUUGAUUGGAUUGACGUUGUUGUAGGGUUUCCGCCUGCUAAUUUUGAGUCCUUUUUUGAUGGUCCUAGAAUUCAGAGGGUUUGUGGUCCUAUUGAUGUCCCUUAGCUUAGCAAACUAAGGUUUGGAUGCAUUUUCCGACUUUUGUUCCCGACCCUCAUUGAGUUUCUUCCAUGGAACUUACUGUUGCCAAAAAUGGAUAGGUUUCAUGCCCUAAUGAGCAGGACCUUUUAACAUUUUCCCCA